Molecule: messenger RNA, 3634 nt
Organism: Myotis davidii
Lineage: Eukaryota; Metazoa; Chordata; Mammalia; Chiroptera; Vespertilionidae
Gene: PROB1
Product: proline-rich basic protein 1
Exons: 1
Cellular component (GO): nucleoplasm
Source: RefSeq, a predicted model, not a curated record
CACUAUAGUUCAGCCCCUGCCCGGGCCCCCCGGCCCUGGCCCAGCCUCCGCGAACGCGCGAUUCGUCGUGACAAGCCCGCGCCCGGGACUGAGCCACUGGGCCCGGUUAGUUCAAGCAUCUUCCUGCAAUCCGGGGAGAAGACCCAAGAAGCGCACAACCAGGAACUCAAAGCGAGGUUCCCAGGAGACGCUCCGGAGCGAACCGUUCUGAGGCCUUUCGAGUCCAGGGACCCUUGGGAAGUCCCGAGUAAGGUUGUGAGGCCAAGGAGCUCAUCCCCGCCGAGGCCGGCUCCCAAUGGAGCCCUGCAGAGUUCUCUCGGCCCGCCCCCCCGGAACCUGUCCCCGCGGAGUCCCGCCGCUCCGAGGAUGAGUAGUCCCUCCUCCCCGAAGGAAUCCUCCGCGUGGGAAAAUCAGGAUCUCACCGUCGAGGAAACCGUCAGCAGGAGGAGCCCUUCCCCUGCGACCCUUUCCCAGUGGAACCCGGGUGCUGCCAAGGCAAGAAGCCCAUCCCCUGAAGCUCCUUCGCCGUGGGAGGUUCAGCACCCCACAAUCGGAGCUACCAUCGAGGGCAAUAGCAGCCCGCCCCUGCCGGCCGUGUCCUCAUGGGAGGCUCCAGAUCGUCCUACGGGGCCGUGGAGUCCAUCUCCCCAAGAGAGGUGGGGUCCCAAAAUGCAGGGCUCCUCGAUAGCCUCUCCGCAGGAAGCUCUGAAUGGCGCAGUCCAGGGGGAGCCGGCGCCGCCUACACCGCCCGCACCCAGGACUCCGGAGCUAACAGAGGCGCAGAGUCCCUCCGCACCGGACGUGCGGGAUCUUGCCUUCCAAGACAGUCAACCGUUGCCAGAGGUGGCUGCAGCCGCGCUGCCCCUCAGUCGCCUCAUGGGCACCAUGGAUUCGGAUGCGCCCCCGGAAGCCUUGGGCCCUGGACCCGCGGCCUCCGGACGCCCGCGCGUGGCUAUUCCGCGGCCCCGUGACAUGCGCAAGAUGGUGAAGACCACGUACGCGCCGAGCUUCCCGGCGGAAACCCCCGGCUCAGGGCUGCUAGCGCCGCCUGCGGAUCCCCGCCCUGAGAAGGGUGGUGCAUCCAAGACGCAGGAGCUCCAGGCGCUGGGGACCCCCGCCCCCGCUCACUACACUUCCGUUUAUCUCAAGGAUUUUCUGCCUGUCGUGUCGCACCCCUACGAGCCUCCAGAGCCACCCCCCAACACAAACCCCCGGGACGCUUCGCAGCCCAACGGGGUCCUGCGGCGGAGGGCAGAGAACAGCACGGCAAAACCCUUUGCGCGCACUGAGAUCCGCCUGCCUGGUGCCUUGGCCUUGGGCCACGGACUGACGGAAACCCGGGGAGUCCUGGUGCGCGGUCCUGCAGGAGAGAACCGAGUUAUGGAGGCCCAGCGCCUCGUCUCCGAAGGCGAGGGUCCGAUCAGCCCGUUAGGUGGAGCUCUCCCCUUACCCCAGCGGUCGUCCGUAGGACCAGCAGGGCCCCCUCCAGCCGGCCCAUCCCGCCUCAGCUCCCCUCAGGCGCACCCUAGCUCGAGCCCUGGGAGAGCACCCACAUUGGAGCCUCCCGCUUCUGUCCCCGAGCCUGCCACUGCCGUCCAGUCGCCCCACCCGCGGGAGCCCCAGGCAUUGGCGGGCAGAAUGGCCCCGCCCCAGCCCCGCGCUGCAUCGGCACCUCCUAUGGACCGGUCCCUGGAAGGCCCCUCCCAAGGGGCACGCAGGCCACCCGGGGCCGCGAACACGGGGAAGGUCCUGGUGGACCCCGAGAGCGGCCGCUACUACUUUGUGGAGGCGCCGCGGCAGCCUCGGCUACGGCUGCUCUUUGACCCCGAGAGCGGGCAGUACGUGGAGGUGUUUUUGCCGCCCUCGCCCCCGGGGCCACCCCGCCGCAUCUACACCCCGCUGGCCCUGAGUCCCGGCCUUUACCCGCCCGCUUAUGGGCCUAUCCCCGGCCUCUCACUGCCACCAUCCCCAGGCCCGCCAGCCUACAGCGGCGCCCAGCUACCCUGGGCUUCCGAGGCGGGGCCGCUGGAGAGGAUGUACUACCUUCCAGUGAGUGGGACCCCCAGCCCCGCACCUCCUCUGCUCCUCUGCGCUCCUCCCACCGGCGUGGGUCCCGCCCAGGCUGGCAAGAGCUCCUUAUUCCCUGUGUGAGGCCCCAGGGCCUGAUCCCCAUGGUGUUGGGGCCUGCCUAUGGCUUUUAAGGUUCAGGCAUCCAGUCCCCUGCCCUUCUUUUCUUCUGUCACCUUUUUUACCCAGCUCAUUGAAUCCUGAGACCGGAAGUUAUCUUCAGAGAAUGUAUCUGGGACCCCGAGGGGCUGAUGGAACUGGAUCUCAGGAAGUGACUGCCUGCCUUCUACAACCUUGUAUACCCCUUCCCCAAGCAUUCCCAUGAGUGUGGUGUGUUUGUGUGUGUAUGUGUGUGUAAAAGUGAGGCGUCUCAGGAUUUGUCCCCAAGAACUGACCUGAAGGGUUGUUGGGGUUCCCUAGGAGCAGCAGGGGACCGGGCUGCCCCCAGAAGUAGUAGCUGUCUGCCCCUCCCUGAAAGGUGGGCCCAGGUGAGGUGGAGCAGGCUAGUGAGCACCCGCGGGCUGGAGGGAGAAGGACUCUGGCUGUCAAGUCUGCUAUUCUUUGGAAGAGGAUCUAAGCCUUGGCCUGGGAGGCUGUAGCUAGUGCAGCCAGGCCAGGCUGUACCUGAGAAAGGGAGCUGUGGGGACAAGCAGGUGAAGGUGGAGCAGGGAAGUCAUAUAGGAGGGGCUGUGGAGGGUCAGCCUGGGAUAUGGGGGUAGUGGAGGGAGGUGGGGAAGUGACUGUAGUCCCUAGCUGGGAGCUCCGCCCUUUAUUCUCCUCUCAACCCUAGCCUCUGACUUGGCUUCUCUAAGCCCUCAGAGCUAAGCUGGCUCUUCCUGGGGCCAGGAAUGGGGGCUUCAGUCAUUCCCAUCCUGGGUAGGGAGCAGAUGGAGCGAGUCAUCAGGAAGGACUUAUAAGCAAGGAGAAUGGUUGAGCUAUUGUCCCAGAGGAGCCUCUUGACCCCUCUGGGUGGGGUAGAGGGUUGGUUAGGGCUGGCAGUAGAAAGGGUGCCCCUGUAUGGGGCAGGCCAGAGAAACUUGGACCCCUCAGCUGGUUUUACUCCCCCAGUAGCAGAUGUGGCACCCCUGCCCAGAGAGCUGCUGGCUAUGCAGGCUGGUCACAGCACAGUAAGGGACAGGGCCAGAGCGUGUGUUCCCAUUGCCCUGAGAUUCCAAGAGCCUCUGAGGAAGGCAGAGGAAGAUGCAUGGAGUGAGUGGGAGGUGCUUUGUAUGGGUUCUGUGUGAAAUUCUAAGCUUGAAGUGUGCCUGGGCCUUGCUGGACAAGUAUGUGAUGUGCUGAGUUUGGGGAAGAAGAGUGGCCAUUAGAAGCAGUGUUAGGGAUGGAAAUGGAUGCCUUAAGUUCCAUGCCCCUGGGGGGCCUGGGUCCUUUGGAGUCCCUACCCACCUGCCUUGAACUAGAAGCUGACUGGGAGAACUAUGAGCCAGAAAAACCUGGACAUCUUUUUAUAGUUGGAGAUGCUGUUUCCAAUAACAUGGAGGGCCCUGGGCUCGUCACCUCAUCCUGGUGAGCAAUAAAUCACUGGCCCAAUGAGCUAUGAUGGCUAGAA